Molecule: messenger RNA, 1119 nt
Organism: Acanthosepion pharaonis
Lineage: Eukaryota; Metazoa; Mollusca; Cephalopoda; Sepiida; Sepiidae
Source: the annotation of a GenBank genome assembly
AUGCAUAUCCCUACGCCCGGCGAGCCCACACCGCUUGUAUCCAUCAUCCAGGAGUCCAUGAUGGCCGUACAGAAUAACUCCCAUCCAUCGGCCAAUGGAGAUGACGACAUCGGAGUCGGUAACAAACUCAAUUUCUACCCGGCCGUCGAUGAGGACUACGAGACGAGACGAGCCGAACAGCAAGCGGAAAGCUUAAUUCCGCUCAAAGAGGACCUCGCCGAAUGGAUCCAGCGAUUACUCGAUAUUCCCAUUACAACGGAGACAUUUUUGCAAGUUCUGGACAACGGUGCAGCUCUGUGCCGAUUGGCAUUUCUCAUUCAAUCGAAAGCUGAAGAGGCGAGUCGAGAGGGAAAAUAUUCCGAAACAAUCCCAAGGCUAAGGUUCCGAUGCCGAGAAAACGCGAAGUCUCGAACCUGGUAUGCCCGAGACAAUACUGCCAACUUUCUACGAUGGUGUCGAGAUUUUGGCAUUAAUGAAGGAUGUAUGUUCGAGUCUGAAGAUUUGGUUUGUCACCGCCAGGAGAAGCCAGUGGUUGUGUGCCUCCUGGAGUUGGCCCGCUUAGGGUACCGCUUCGGACUGGAGCCGCCCAGCAUCGUUAAAAUCGAAAAGGAAAUUGAACGGGAGGAGAGCGAACUGGCAUCGCAGAUAAACGACGAUGAUGCUAAUGAGGGCGCGGCCGAUGAGGGGGGGUCCGAAGUUGGGGACGAUGCUGGCAGCCCGUCCGAGAGGAGGAAGAAAAAAGAUAAAGAUGGCGACGGAGAGACCGACGAACAUGACGGAGAUAAAAAAGGAGGAGAUGCCGACGUAAGCGAAAGUGAAUCGCCCGAUGGGAUGAACGGCCAUGCGAAUGACGACACUGCCGCUGACGCGGGUAACGGUGAUAUCUGUCCAUUUCUACCCUCCACUCUCUCUUUCUCUCUCUCUUCCCAUCUAUCUAUCUAUCCUAUCUAUCUAUCUAUCUAUCUAUCUAUCUAUCUAUCUAUCUAUCUCUCGCAGUCUGUUUUUAUCUAUCUAUCUAUCUAUCUAUCUAUCUAUUUCAAUCUGUUCCUAUCUAUCUAUCUAUCUAUCUAUCUAUCUAUCUAUCUAUUUAUCUAUAUAUAUAUACUUUCUAAAAUAUAA